CUGGAUGACACACAGAUGGUGGUGGAACAAACAACGGUGACAGAGACACACACCACCAGCACACAAGGCACGCUCGCACUCACGCACUCACAUUAGGCAGGCAGGCAGGCAGGGAUGACUGUCGUGUCACUGCCGUCGCUUGCAGCAGCGCGAUGGUGGCGGUGGUGGCGGUGGCAGGGGAGUGGGUGUCGAGGUAAAGUUGUGGAGAGGGUGGCAGCUCUCCAUCAUGUAAUACGAGCGCAAAGACUCGUCACCAUCCCUCGCACACAAAUCCGAUCCCUAUCAGCCAAGAGCAACAGUCGUAGUGGCCGAAGUGGGGGUGGUGGCCGUAGUGGGGGUGGUGGUGGUGGGAAGGCUAGCACGACGGCAGCAGAAGAACCAAAGGCAGCAGCAACCACAACAACGACACCAGCGACAGCCACAGCAACAACAGCGACAACGACGACAACUGCCACAGCCAGCCCAGCACGAGAUGGCAGGCGCAUGAACCUGUGCGGGGUGCAGAUGCUGCCGCUGUUCUUGUGGGAGCCCUUGUUCAGGGCAAAUGAACGCGCAAUGCAAUACCUGCUGUCUCCAACCGCACAGGCCGCAGCAGAAAAGAUCGAGAAGCACCUGAAGGCCUUUGAUCUCUGGGACAAGACCGCGGACCCCUUGCCAACGAUCCCACAGUUUCAGCUGCCACCGCUCCAGGGCGCCACCAUCCUGGACCACUUUCAGAACAUCGGGCUCAUGCAGGUGUCCGGUGAGCGCCGCGCCGCCGCAGAGCUCAUGCGCGCAGACCUCCCGCCCAUCCCAGAUCGCUUCGUCAUCCAGCCGGGAUGGACCAAGUACACCUUCGUCUCUGCUGACAGUGCACAUGGUGGCACCGCGCCGCUGGCGCAGUACACAACCAAACAGGUGACGGCUCCUCUCACGCCCGGCAAGAACACGCCCACAGCCAUAGUCUUUGAUGUGGAAACAUCGAGCUACCAUGACAACUACCCUCUCGUCGCCACUGCCGUCACGACAGAUGCGUGGUAUGUCUGGAUUUCACGCGCCAUCUGCAACACCAACGGCAACAACAGCAGCAACACCGCCGAUCCAGCACCAAAGGAGCUGAUUCCUUUGACGGGUGGUGAUCUGAACACGCGCGCGGUGGUGGUUGGCCACGCUGUAUCGUAUGACCGCGCCCGCACUCUCGAGGACUACGCACUCCGCUCAAGCAAACUCGAGUGGCUGGACACGAUGUCACUGCACAUGGCGGUGGCGGGAUUCAGUUCACAGCAGCGGAAACCGUGGGCAGAGGCCAGGGAUGCUGCUGCACACGCUGCUGCCGCGGCUGCUGCUAAUGAUGAGGAGGAGCCACCUGGCUGGAUGGCGCACUCAUCCCCAGCGUCGCUGGCUGACUGCCACGAACACUGGGUUGGAACACCGCUGGAUAAGAGCGAUCGAGACCUCUUCGUGAACGGCACAAUGGCGGAAAUCAAGGAAAAUGUGCAGGAUGGUAUUGCCUACUGCGCCCGUGACGUGCGCGCAACACAUGAUGUCUUCAAGAAGGUGUUUGACGCGUAUGUGUCGCAGUUUCUCGGUCAUCCGGCGUCCAUGUCCGGAAUGCUCGAAAUGGGGAAGGCGUAUCUCCCAACCACACAGGAAUGGAACACGUACACAAAGACGGCUGAGGAGACAUUUCACAACACCGUCGAUCACGAUGGCGGCAUUGAGGUGACACCGCGCAAGACCAUUGCGCCAUACCUCUACCGCCUCAAAUACGUCGACGUAGAGCGAACGGGGGAGUCGUUCCCGCUGUAUUACCACGAGCAGCACAAAUGGGGAUAUCUUGUUCCUCGCAGACUCGCAGGAUCACACGAGGGCAACGGCCCUCACGAUUGGAAGUCGCCCAACGACAUGAUGCACCUGACACACGCGUAUUUCAAGCUGCCACAUAAGGAUGGUGACAAGGCUCGGUGCGGGUCGCCGUUUGCAAAGGAGUACAUGGCGCUCGUGGAGGAUGGCCGUCUCAAGUCGCACUCUGAGGAGGCUGCUCAGGUUCUGUCUGCCAUGAGCGCGUGCAGUUACUGGAGCUCUGCUCGCAACAGAAUUCUCUCGCAAUUCGUCGUCUGGGAGGAUCUCGUUGGCUCGAGCAUGCGCGAAUGGAGCACAGAUCGCAUCACUCCUCCUCCUUUGCCUUCGACUGCCACCACCACGAACGGGGCCGACGAGCAGGAUGGAGAUGGGAAGAACGGCAAUGCAGCAGCAGCCGAUACGCGAGGUGUGAUACUGCCGUUCAUCACGACCAUGGGGACCAUCUCACGGCGCGCGCGAGAGAGCACGUGGCUGACGGCGUCCAACCCUAAGCCAAACCGCAUCGGCUCGGAGCUCAAGGCGAUGGUGCGCGCGCCGCCUGGCUGCAAGUUCGUUGGCGCGGAUGUCGACUCGCAAGAGCUCUGGAUUGCAGCAUUACUUGGAGAUGCACGCUUCACUGGCAUUCACGGAUCAACAGCGCUCGGGUGGAUGACACUCCAGGGGAGCAAGAAGGACAAGUCCGACAUGCACACCAAGACGGCUGAAAUCGUGGGAUGCCACACCGGCGGAUCAAAGAUCUUCAACUAUGGCCGCAUCUACGGUGCAGGCCGGCCGUUUGCGAAAGGCCUGAUCAUGCAGUUCAACCCAACAAUCAAAGAGGACGAAGCAAAGACGCUCGCAAAUGAACUCUACGACAAAACAAAGGGUCAGAUGACCAGCCUUGGAUACAGCGGCGGGAGCGAGAGCGAGAUGUUCAACCAGCUUGAAGAGAUUGCAAACCGCAAGGUCCCAAAAACACCGUUCCUUGGCUUUCGGCUGACAGCGGGGUUGCAGCCACGAUACCUGGCAAAGAAAGGACGAAAGAAGGCAACGGAUUAUCUGCCAACGCGAAUCAACUGGGUGGUGCAGUCCUCCGCUGUUGACUAUUUGCACCUCAUGCUCGUCUCAAUGAAGUAUUUUAUCACACAAUACGACAUGAAGGCGCGGCUGUGCAUCACCAUCCACGACGAAGUUCGAUACAUUGUUGCAGAUGAAGAUGUGGCCAGGUUUGCGUUUGCGCUUCACUUGACGAAUUUGUACACACGCGCAGCGUUUGCGGCGUCCAUUGACAUGUGGGAUCUGCCCCAGGGGGUGGCGUUCUUCUCUGCUGUUGAUGUGGACACUGUACUGCGAAAGGAGGUGGAUCAAGACGUGCGGACGCCGUCCAACAAACACAAUGUCCCACCAGGGUACACACUCGACUUCCUUCAGGCUGGCGAAGCGUGUGGUUGGAGUCUGGAGAAGCCGGCGGCGUGAAUGCUGUGCACGUGAAUUUGUGUGUGUGUGUGUGUGUGUGUGUGUGUGUGUGUGUGUGUGUGU
Messenger RNA from Salpingoeca rosetta, 3360 nucleotides. RefSeq lists its product as uncharacterized. Gene Ontology annotation, molecular function: DNA-directed DNA polymerase activity; DNA binding; 3'-5' exonuclease activity. Lineage: Eukaryota; Choanoflagellata; Craspedida; Salpingoecidae. Bases 115 to 3297 code for a protein of 1060 amino acids. Gene Ontology annotation, cellular component: gamma DNA polymerase complex; mitochondrion. The record is from RefSeq and is a predicted model, not a curated record. The transcript has 25 exons. Gene Ontology annotation, biological process: mitochondrial DNA replication.